Molecule: messenger RNA, 1314 nt
Organism: Hevea brasiliensis (rubber tree)
Lineage: Eukaryota; Viridiplantae; Streptophyta; Magnoliopsida; Malpighiales; Euphorbiaceae
Product: 2-alkenal reductase (NADP(+)-dependent)-like
Exons: 5
Coding region: 168-1211 (347 amino acids)
Molecular function (GO): 2-alkenal reductase [NAD(P)H] activity
Source: RefSeq, a predicted model, not a curated record
UGCCCUUUGACAUAUUUGGACGGCCUUGCAACCCAAAUUGACUAGUUCAUUGCCUUAGGCCCUUUAAAAGGUAAACAACUCUCUUCACUUUGCUUCAAAAGAAGAAAAAACAUAAACCAAGUGAUCAUCGAGAGACAGACUUCGAGAAAUCAAAGAAACAUUAUAUAAUGGCCGAGGAAGUGUUCAUCAGCAACAAGCAGGUGGUAUUGAAGAACUAUGUAACUGGGUUUCCACAAGAAUCUGAUUUGGAAAUUAUCACUUCCUCUACUAAGCUCAAUGUCCCUGAAGCCAUUCAAGAUGCUGUUUUGGUAAAGAAUCUCUACUUGUCUUGUGAUCCUUAUAUGCGUGGUUGCAUGAGCAAGCCUGUAGGCCCUUCCAUUGUUUCUUCUUUCGAGCCAGGAAAGCCCCUUUAUGGAUUUGGAGUUGUAAAAGUUGUGGAUUCUACACAUCCAAAUUUCAAGAAAGGAGACUUGGCUUGGGGUUUUACCAAAUGGGAAGAGCAUAGUCUCAUAAUAUCACCACAGCUUUUAUUUAAAAUUCAUCAUAAUGAUCUGCACCUUUCCUACUACACUGGAAUUCUGGGUGUCCCUGGUAUCACUGCCUAUGGCGGUUUUCAUGAGGUAUGCUCUCCUAAGAAAGGAGAGUACGUCUUUGUAUCAGCAGCAUCUGGUGCCAUUGGUCAGAUUGUUGGCCAACUAGCUAAAUUAUUGGGUUGCUAUGUUGUUGGAAGCGCUGGAUCAAACGAAAAGGUUGAUAUGCUAAAGAACAAGUUCGGGUUCGAUGAGGCUUUCAACUAUAAGGAAGAGUCUGACUUAGAUGCAGCUCUUAAAAGGUGUUUUCCUGAAGGCAUAGAUAUUUACUUCGACAGUGUUGGAGGAAAAAUGCUCGAUGCAGUGCUUCUGAACAUGAGGAUCCGAGGUCGCAUUGCUGCAUGUGGAAUGAUCUCUCAGUACAAUCUUGACAAGCCUGAAGGUCUUCGUAACUUGAUGUCUAUUAUCGGGAAACGAGUUCGCGUGGAAGGAUUCGUGACUGGUGAUUUUUAUCACCUUUAUCCAAAAUUUCUGGAACUGGUUAUUCCUUAUAUUAAACAAGACAAGAUUGUAUAUGUAGAAGAUGUAGGUGAAGGACUUGAGAGUGGUCCGACAUCUCUCAUCGGACUAUUCACCGGCCGGAAUGUUGGAAAGCAGUUGGUGGUUGUUUCUCAUGAAUGAUAGCCCUGCUGGAAAUGGAUCGUCUUUUACUUGUAUCAGAAGUAUUCUAUAAUUUUCUUCACUUCAAUAUAUUUUUUCGUACAAGGCAGUUGGAUUAGUGUCA